This is a messenger RNA of Entelurus aequoreus (snake pipefish), 2417 nucleotides long. RefSeq lists its product as uncharacterized. Gene Ontology annotation, molecular function: catalytic activity. NCBI's taxonomy places the organism in Eukaryota, Metazoa, Chordata, Actinopteri, Syngnathiformes, Syngnathidae. Bases 1317 to 2417 code for a protein of 366 amino acids. The transcript has a single exon. The record is from RefSeq and is a predicted model, not a curated record.
AUGCUAGCGCCGUUAGCAUUAGCUAACAGGCUAACCUGUUUGUGAGUGUUAACUUACGACAUACUUUUUGUAUUAUUUCAUUUUCACAAAUUCCUCAGUAUACUCAUGAAGACGUCAGUGGAGAGUUAUUGAGUCUGUUUAUAUGAUUGGAGGGCGAGCUUUCGCAGUUAGUGGGUCCAUAACGAUGACUUCUGUUUUGUUUGAUCAGCUGUUUUACUGCCGCGUUACAGGCAGCGUUCGGAAACAAUUAAGGUACAGAAUCUUACUGUGUAAAUAACUAUUUCACUACGUAUAUAUCUGCGGCUUAUCAUCCGGUGUGGCUAAUAUAUGAAAAAAAAAAUUCUACAAUUUAGUGGAUGUGUUCUAUAGUCCGGAAAAUACAGUAACUAAUACUGGCCAGGAAACAUGCAUCCUUUAAUGCACAAAGGAAGUAAGACCUCAUUCAAAUUAAAUGACUCAGAUGAGUCUCAAGGGGAACUGCAUUUUUUUGGAAUUGUACCUAUUGUUCACAAUCAUGACAAGAAGACCAAAAAGGUUGUUUUUCUUUGCUUUUUUAACGUACAAAAAUCGGCUUUUUCUAACGUACAAAAAUCGGCUUGUUCUAAGUGGCUAGAAAUGCAGCUAAUGGGAGCAAUCAAUUCCAACUCUAAAUCACUUUAAAAAUGCAAUUCAAAAAAAGUCAACAAUACUUCAUUUACGUUCCAUAACCUGUAUGACAAACAAGUGUAGCGACAUUGUUAUUGUAAAAUCGAACAUUGAAGAGCUCUUUUUCUAUCGUAACACAUCGGCGUGCUAGGGUAUUAACCGUAAAAGCUAGCUAAGAUAGGCUAGCUUCUACAACAACAUGAAACGCGUUUGAGUUUGUAAUGCACAACACUGCGAUACAACACCAAUCUGUACCGACUGAAAAAAUAAUCAUAUUACCUAGGGUUCGGUACGGGGGUGUACCGAACGAGUUUCUAAGCUAAAGUCUUAACAAGCUGCUUUGCUUCUUCUGCCUCUGUCUCAACACCCAGCAUUGUCCCACCCACACAACCAUCUGAUUGGUUUACACAAAGCGGUAACAGCCAAUCAGCAGUGCGUAUUCAGAGCGGUAACAGCCAAUCAGCAGUGUGUAUUCAGAGCGCAUGUAGUCAGCGCUUCAGCGUCGAGCAGAUAGGUGUUUAGCAGGUGAGCAUAAGGCAGCUAGGUGUUUAGCAGGUGAGCAUAAGGCAGCUAACUCAAGAUGGCGGCGCAUGGGAAUGCUGCGGCUAUGCUAAUGCUCUUGGGAGUGUCGAGCGAUUUGGCAAAAAACACCCGUCAUUUCUGUCAAUUUCAUGGCUGGCUCAAAGCGUGAACACUCUGUGAUCACAUACGACCGACAGACAAUUCUGGAUGUGGAUGGAUCGGGUCGUUAUAGACUGAAAGAUGCAUGUACGGUGGACCUCCUCGCUAGCAUGGGAAUACUUCGUGGGCUACAUCGAGCGGCCUUUGUAGCAGCGGAGUCAAGUGCUAGCGGUGACCGCCAAUGGAGACGACAUAAGCGGUGCGAGCGGAAGCAGAAGCGGGGAUGCCGAGCUGGGCUAACAACAAAGAGAAAAGCUAACCAAAGAAGCGUGGAGUCUCCGGGUAAGAAGCCAUUUAAACUAGAACUAGCCGGCGUCAGGCUGGAUAAUCCCUGCACACAUAGCAAUUCUCUUAGAAUAAAACACAACUCACAUAAUGUUUUUUCUUUUGUGACCGUGUCGGAGGCAGACAUACAUUGUACUGAGGUAGCUAACUAUGAUGCGUUCAGUUUAUCGCAACAUCAAGCAAACAAUCUGAAUAUCCCCGUCGUAUCAAUUCCUAGAUAUGGUCAAAACUAUUUAAAGUGCAAUACGCAUAAUAAACGCAACAUUAUUAAUAUUGCUACUUCGGAUAAUUUCAACAAACAAUCCUCAAAACAGCCCACUACCUAUAAUAUGGGCUUUUUAAACAUAAGAUCAUUAUCUUCCAAAACGUUAUUAGUUAAUGAAGUCAUUAGAGACAACAAACUUGACGUCGUUGGUCUCGCCGAGACCUGGCUCAAACCAGACGAUUUUUUUGCGCUAAAUGAGGCAUCUCCUCCUAACUAUACCAAUACACAUGUUGCCCGACCUCUUAAAAGGGGAGGAGGUGUCGCACUAAUAUACAAUGAAAACUAUAAUCUUACACCUAACCUAAAUAAUAAAUAUAACUCGUUUGAGGUGCUCACUUUGAGGUUUGUCACACCGCUGCCUCUCCACCUGGCUGUUAUCUACCGCCCCCCUGGGCCCUAUUCGGACUUCAUCAGUGAAUUCUCAGAGUUUGUUGCUGAUCUAGUUACGCACGCCGACAAUAUAAUCAUAAUGGGGGACUUUAAUAUCCAUAUGAAUACCCCAUCGGACCCCCCCAUGCGUGGCGCUCCAGACUAUAAUUGA